Molecule: messenger RNA, 1813 nt
Organism: Piliocolobus tephrosceles (Ugandan red Colobus)
Lineage: Eukaryota; Metazoa; Chordata; Mammalia; Primates; Cercopithecidae
Gene: ARCN1
Product: archain 1 coat protein complex I subunit delta
Exons: 10
Coding region: 186-1721 (511 amino acids)
Biological process (GO): endoplasmic reticulum to Golgi vesicle-mediated transport; retrograde vesicle-mediated transport, Golgi to endoplasmic reticulum; Golgi localization
Cellular component (GO): COPI vesicle coat
Source: RefSeq, a predicted model, not a curated record
CUUUGACCUGCGCCGCUUCCGGUUGAAGACGUGGCUCGGGGCCGCCAUCUUGGCAAGAGGCGAAGCGGCAGCGGCCCCUGUCAAGCGGGCAGCAGAUCCAGAGCGGUCCGUGCUCCCCUUCCCCAGACCCUCCCCCUAUCCCCAGUGGAGCCGGAGAGCGGGCGCGCCCCACCACCGCCCUCACCAUGGUGCUGUUGGCAGCAGCGGUCUGCACAAAAGCAGGAAAGGCUAUUGUCUCUCGACAGUUUGUGGAAAUGACCCGAACUCGGAUUGAGGGCUUAUUAGCAGCUUUUCCAAAGCUCAUGAACACUGGAAAACAACAUACGUUUGUUGAAACAGAGAGUGUAAGAUAUGUCUACCAGCCUAUGGAGAAACUGUAUAUGGUACUGAUCACUACCAAAAACAGCAACAUUUUAGAAGAUUUGGAGACUCUAAGGCUCUUCUCAAGAGUGAUCCCUGAAUAUUGCCGAGCCUUAGAAGAGAAUGAAAUAUCUGAGCACUGUUUUGAUUUGAUUUUUGCUUUUGAUGAAAUUGUCGCCCUGGGAUACCGGGAGAAUGUUAACUUGGCACAGAUCAGGACCUUCACAGAAAUGGAUUCUCAUGAGGAGAAGGUGUUCAGAGCCGUCAGAGAGACUCAAGAACGUGAAGCUAAGGCUGAGAUGCGUCGUAAAGCAAAGGAAUUACAACAGGCCCGAAGAGAUGCAGAGAGACAGGGCAAAAAAGCACCAGGAUUUGGCGGAUUUGGCAGCUCUGCAGUAUCUGGAGGCAGCACAGCUGCCAUGAUCACAGAAACCAUCAUUGAAAGUGAUAAACCAAAAGUGGCACCUGCACCAGCCAGGCCUUCAGGCCCCAGCAAGGCUUUGAAACUUGGAGCCAAAGGAAAGGAAGUAGAUAACUUUGUGGACAAAUUGAAAUCUGAAGGUGAAACCAUCAUGUCUUCCAGUAUGGGCAAGCGUACUUCUGAAGCAACCAAAGUGCAUGCUCCACCUAUUAAUAUGGAAAGUGUACAUAUGAAGAUUGAAGAAAAGAUCACAUUAACCUGUGGACGAGACGGAGGAUUACAGAAUAUGGAGUUGCAUGGCAUGAUCAUGCUUAGGAUCUCAGAUGAUAAAUAUGGCCGAAUUCGUCUUCAUGUGGAAAAUGAAGAUAAGAAAGGGGUGCAGCUACAGACCCAUCCAAAUGUGGAUAAAAAACUUUUCACUGCAGAGUCUCUAAUUGGCCUGAAGAAUCCAGAGAAGUCAUUUCCAGUCAACAGUGAUGUAGGGGUGCUAAAGUGGAGACUACAAACCACAGAGGAAUCUUUUAUUCCACUGACAAUUAACUGCUGGCCCUCGGAGAGUGGAAAUGGCUGUGAUGUCAACAUAGAAUAUGAGCUACAAGAAGAUAAUUUAGAACUGAAUGACGUGGUUAUCACCAUCCCACUCCCGUCCGGUGUCGGCGCGCCUGUUAUCGGUGAGAUCGAUGGGGAGUAUCGACAUGACAGUCGACGAAAUACCCUAGAGUGGUGCCUGCCUGUGAUUGAUGCCAAAAAUAAGAGUGGCAGCCUGGAGUUUAGCAUUGCUGGGCAGCCUAAUGACUUCUUCCCUGUUCAAGUUUCCUUUGUCUCCAAGAAAAAUUACUGUAACAUACAGGUUACCAAAGUGACCCAGGUAGAUGGAAACAGCCCUGUCAGGUUUUCCACAGAGACCACUUUCCUAGUGGAUAAGUAUGAAAUCCUGUAACACCAAGAAGAGGGAGCUGAAAAGGAAAAUUUUCAGAUUAAUAAAGAAGACGCCAACGAUGGCUGACGAGUUUUUCCCAAAUUUACAAGCCA